AUGGCGACUACCAUGAAGAGCCUACUACACCCGAUGCAACACCACCGGGACAAAAAGGAGGGCUCGUCGCCGCACCACUCGGGCCCGCUGCACGACAGGAACGACUCGGCCAUGGACCGCCCGCGCGAGGAGGAGAAGCGCACGCUUGCACAGUGGGAACAGCAGAAGGGCACCCUCAGUCCGGACGAGAUAUACAAGGAUCCCGAGCAGAAAGUAGUCGGCCACUCGUCCAAAGUGCUGCGAGAAGAAGACUUUGAGCUCAUAAAGACGCUCGGCACUGGCACUUUUGCGCGCGUGUGGCUCGUGCGACUAAAAGACGCCAAAGCCGAGGACGAGGACAAGGUCUUUGCGCUGAAGAUCCUGCGCAAGGUGGACGUCAUCCGACUAAAGCAAGUCGAGCACGUCCGGAACGAGCGCAAUGUCCUCGCCAAAGUCGCCGGACACCCCUUCAUAACCACCAUGGUCGCUAGCUUUCAAUCGCUCGAAUCACUGUACAUGGUGCUCGACUACUGCCCCGGUGGAGAAGUCUUCAGCUACCUGCGAAGAGCGCGACGCUUCAACGAGCCCACCUCACAAUUCUACGCUGCCGAAAUCGUGCUAAUACUAGAGUUCCUCCACGAACGAGAAGGCGUCGCAUACCGGGAUCUGAAACCCGAGAACAUUCUCAUAGACGCCGAAGGUCACCUUAAGCUGGUCGACUUUGGUUUCGCGAAGAAGGUGGAGAAUCGGGAGACCUACACACUGUGCGGCACACCCGAGUAUCUGGCACCCGAGGUCAUAAGAAAUACAGGCCACGGAACCGCAGUCGAUUGGUGGGCAUUCGGCAUCCUAGUCUACGAAUUCUUGGUCGGCCAACCACCCUUCUGGGACCAGAACCCCAUGAAGAUCUACGAACAAAUCGUAGAAGGCAAAGUGCGCUUCCCCUCGGCCAUGUCCUCGGACGCGCGCGACCUGAUCUCCGGCCUCUGCACCGUCGACACCUCCAAGCGCCUCGGUAACAUCAGCGGCGGCGCCAGCCGCGUCAAGUCACAUCCGUGGUUCAAGAACAUCGACUGGGACCGCCUGUACAACCGCGAAGUCAACGGGCCCAUUGUCCCGCACCUCCGCGGCCCGGCCGACACGAGGAAUUUCGACGAGUAUGAACCGGAGAGCAGCCAUCGUGAUGCAUACACCAAGGAGCUGAGCGACAAGUGGGACGAGAGUUUUAGGGAUUUCUAAGUGGUGAGGGGAGAGGAGAUACGACUGGGCUGGCGCCAAUUAGAUGCGUUACGAGCGAAACCAGGAACAGCAAAAGAGACGGAAGCACGACAUGAUCGUGACAACUUGACGAUCCUUUCAACGAAGCGAAUCAUACUAGCACGGGGGGGAAACACUGGCGCAUGGAAACUCCUUCUUGCGCGCUACGUUGCAUCUGCUAAGCAAUGCACGAAUUGGAUAUCUACGAAAGCAUAUUAUUCCCCUUUUGCCUGCACCACCACGAUUGACGAUACUGUACAUUACCACUUCUGCACAGACACUUGUCGAAUUCAAUACUAGCAAUUUGAUCA
Molecule: messenger RNA, 1547 nt
Organism: Parastagonospora nodorum SN15
Lineage: Eukaryota; Fungi; Ascomycota; Dothideomycetes; Pleosporales; Phaeosphaeriaceae
Exons: 7
Coding region: 1-1218 (405 amino acids)
Biological process (GO): peptidyl-serine phosphorylation
Cellular component (GO): cAMP-dependent protein kinase complex; nucleus
Molecular function (GO): ATP binding; cAMP-dependent protein kinase activity
Source: RefSeq, a predicted model, not a curated record